Molecule: messenger RNA, 1311 nt
Organism: Rana temporaria (common frog)
Lineage: Eukaryota; Metazoa; Chordata; Amphibia; Anura; Ranidae
Product: ubiquitin carboxyl-terminal hydrolase 17-like protein 6
Exons: 9
Coding region: 1-1311 (436 amino acids)
Biological process (GO): protein deubiquitination
Cellular component (GO): nucleus; cytosol
Molecular function (GO): cysteine-type deubiquitinase activity; cysteine-type endopeptidase activity
Source: RefSeq, a predicted model, not a curated record
AUGACAAUGCAGAAUAUUGCCAAGGUUGGAGCUGGUCUCCAAAACUUUGCCAACAACUGCUUUGUCAACUCCGUCUUGCAGUGUCUCACCCACACUGCCCUACUUGCAGAUUACCUGCUCACCGGAGAGCAUUCUCAGAACUUUAUUGCAGAGCAUUUUGAGCUUGGACGCCAAGAAGACGCCAAUGAAUUUCUGACGUUUCUAAUCGCUCAGCUGCGGACUUCAUCCAUCUACGAGUCUGUAUUUCGCUCAAGCUUUGACCAAACCAAGGACAGAAACAUCGGUCUUAUUGACCACAUAUUUUCCGGCACUCUACAAACACAAGUGGUUUGUCAGAGUUGUCAUUACGCAUCCAACAGAUUUGAGGAAUUCCUGGACAUCCCUCUGGAGAUAAAUUCCUCAAAAACGAUUUUGGAAUCUCUGAAGAACUUCACCAGAACAGAGAGACUGGAAGGAGACAACGCAUACCGAUGCAAUGGGUGUUACCAGUUAGUGUCGGCUGAAAUGAGGAGUACGAUCGACAACACUCCGAACGUCCUGAUCCUGACUCUGAAGAGGUUCAACGCAUUCAGUGGACGAAAGCUGAGCAAGGAUAUCAAAUACCCCGAGACCUUUGACAUCGCUCCUUAUACCUUGAGGCCUGAUGACCAUAUCAACUACAAUCUGUAUGCUGUGAUUGUGCACAGAGGACACUUUUCCACAGAAGGACAUUAUUAUGCCUACGUAAAGGCUGGUGACGAUCGGUUGUAUAAGAUGAACGACAGUGAGGUAACCCCAUGCAGCAUCAGCAAUGUCCUACAACAACAGGCCUAUCUGCUUUUCUACAAAAAAGCACAAACUGAGCCUUGCCCACCAAAAACAGCCGAAAGCACCUCCGAAGCACCUAAAGCUUUGGAAGUGGAAGAAAAAGCAAAGGAACAACCUUUGAAGGACAAUGAGAGAGCCAUUGUGCCAAUACAAUCUCUCAUCAGGGGCACAACAGAUGCAUCUGUUUGUGCCACUCAACAGGUUGAUGGUCUACCGGAUCCCCUGGGACCUGAUAAUCAUCUACCUGUGGAAACAGAAGAGAAGUGUCUCCCAAACAUAGAGACUGUACAGGAGGAGGAGAAGAAAGUCAAGAAGAACCGUCUAUAUAAAUUGUUCUGCAUAACGUCCUCCACAAAUGAUCAGAGGGAUGAGAAGAAAAAGAAAAAUAAGAAAAAGUGCUGGCUUCUUAGAUUGCUGAGCCCAAAGUCAUCCACCAAUGAUAACAGCAAAGAGAACAAGGAAGAGAAGAAGGGCUGGCUUCGUAAACUAGCCAGACGAAAUUAA